ACGGCCAGCACACACCCCCAAGGUGUUGCUGGUUGGGCUGCUGGCAGCUGAAGUGACAAAUCGACGCCCCUGCCGAGAGUCCAAGUGCCAACACCUUUUGCCAGCGAAUGCCAGCGAACCACAGCCAGCCAUCGCCUCGCCUCGCCUCGCCUCGCGGUUCAGUGCUCUCGUCGCGGCAGAAGCAGAACCCAUCUCGGGCCUUUGGGCUUGGAGUACAGAUAAAUACGGUGGCCCCCGCUCUAGGCAGAUCAUUCGCGGUCCGACGCCAGUUCGAGAAACUCCGAUUCGUGAAAAAGUGUUGCAAGGAUAUUUUCGGACUCCAAAUCUCGUGUGCCCCAUCAAUCUGCAGAGGCACAACACGCGCCCGUGCCUGGUGCAACAUUUGUGAUUAAGUUGGAGCAAAGAACAAAGUGAAGUGCGGACACCAUGCGUGCUAUUGGAUUGAUGCUCUGCCUGCUGGCGCUGCUCCUCUGCGAACGCGGCCGCGCCCGUGCUGCUGUGACAGGACCCGAGGCCCGAUCAGGUGUCAACCCCGGACAGAGUGGCCAGAAUCAGCAGGUGGCCACGGCUGGUGUGGGCGUGCUGGACUCUGUGCUGCGUGGCAAGAGCCGCCAGUCACGCUGCGUGCGCUGCUACGAGGAUCGGGACAGGGAUCGCUACUACGGCGGCUACUCCAGUCGGACAGGCGAUGAUCAGCGCUCCAGUGCCUGGUACUACUCGGGCUACGACGAUCGCAGCAGCAGCAGGGAUCGGGACUAUGACAGAUCCUACGAUCGCAGCCGCUACUACGACGAUCGCUACACGCCGCGCACCUACGAUCGCUACGAGGGACGUGGCGGCUACGAUGACUACAGACGCCCCGUCAGCUCCGCCUAUGGCUCCAGCUAUGGCUCCAGCUAUGGCUCAAGCUCUGGGUAUGGCUCCUAUCCGGAACGGGAACGCGGCUAUGGCUAUGGCUACGAGAGCCGGGAUCGCUACUAUCCAGAACGCUACAGCGAUAGCUCCACCAGAGAUCGCUACUAUGAUCGUUCGCGUGCCAGCAGCUACGAUCGUUAUGAUCCCUAUGAUCGGUACUACUCCAGGUAUGAUUUUCGCAACUAUCGUCCCUGGGAUGAGACCUACAGGGGCCAGUCGGGCUUCGACAACUCGGGACGUGGCUACUACUUUGCCACCGACGAGGAUGAUGGCGACAUGCGAACCCGCGGCAAUGGCUACGCCUACAGCCGGCCCUCUCCAUCGCUCUCCUCGCCCUGCGGCCGCUUGGCCGGAAAUUGUCCCUAUGCCGGAGGCUCCAAGGUCUCCUCCUCGGCCAUUGGCAGUGACAGCGCUCGCGUUGGUGGACACACCAGUGUCCACGGAUCGGAUGUGGCUGGCGGCAAGGCCAAUGGCCAGGGCAGCUGGACGUAUCUGGGCGAUCAGGACAAGUCCGGCGGCAGCGGCAGCAGCAGCGGCGGGGUAGGCAAUGGAGGAGGGAGUGGCUCAUCGGGCAGCAAUGGCCUGAGCAGCGGUAGCAGCAGUCGGGAUCGGGAAAGGGAUCGGGACCGCGACCGCGACCGCGAUGCACAGAGCUCUUCCUAUGGUGGCCGACCACGUCCUCUAGGCGUCAGCUACCUGCUCGAACGUGACUCGAACAAUCCCGCAGACGUCUCCUCGGAUGGCUCAAGCGACUCGGCGCAUGCUGCCGGCGGUGGUGGUGGUGGUGGAAUCAGUGCAGAAGGAAUGCCCAUGCCCGCGGCCCAGACAGCCUCCGAGGGCAAUCCCGGCCAGACGGUGGACAAUCCAAUGCAGUAGCUCCGUUAGCGGAACCAAAGCCAGACACUGCCCCGAUGUGGCAGCGCAAGGUGUAAUCUACCUUUUCGUAUUUAUGUGUACUUCGUAAGUCUCCAAAGAAACUAUUUAUGUGUGUGGCACGCUUCUGCUCAAAUAAACAAUCUUCAAAGAUCCUCAA
Messenger RNA from Drosophila guanche, 1948 nucleotides. RefSeq names its product hornerin. The record is from RefSeq and is a predicted model, not a curated record. Bases 427 to 1791 code for a protein of 454 amino acids. The transcript is spliced from 5 exons. NCBI's taxonomy places the organism in Eukaryota, Metazoa, Arthropoda, Insecta, Diptera, Drosophilidae.